CUCUCAGAGCAAAAUUGACAGAAAAGAUGAAUGAUUUCUUCAAAAUUAUGUUUUUCAGCAUAUUGGUGAUCACUACCGCCUUAGGAGUUCAAUUUGAAAAAUCCAAGAAAAAUGUGGUCUCUGAUAAUAGAAACCAACUUCCAAACCCAAUUUCAGACACAAUUGAUAGGGAAAGAAAAUGUUUAGUGCAGGAAGAAUGUAGUAACUUAACAUGUCCACCUCAUAGGUUUCCAGAGUGUAUUGAUUAUUAUUGUGAAUGUGUUAUCCGUAGAAGAAUCUAA
Messenger RNA from Lactuca virosa, 281 nucleotides. The record is from the annotation of a GenBank genome assembly. NCBI's taxonomy places the organism in Eukaryota, Viridiplantae, Streptophyta, Magnoliopsida, Asterales, Asteraceae.